GAACUUGCCUCAAAUUUCAACUCAAGUCCAAAUCCUUUGCAAAGAAUCGAAACAUGGCUUUGGUUGGAGAGGCUUUUCUCUCUGCUUCCGUGCAGGUGCUCUGCGAGAAGAUUGGUUCUCGUGAGUUCAGGGACUUGUUCCGGGGAAAGAAACUGGACGAGUCGCUUGUAAAGAAACUGAAGAUAACGCUGUUGAGCCUCAAUUAUGUGCUUAAUGACGCGGAGGAGAAGCAGUUCACGAACACUUACGUCAAAAAGUGGCUUGAUGAGCUUCAAGAUGCUGUCUUUGAUGCGGAUAACCUUCUGGAUGAGAUCAAUGCUGAAGUUCUGCGAUGCAAGGUGGAAGCUGAAUAUCGAACCGUCAAAACUCAGGUGUGGAACUUCUUCUCUACUUCUCUUAAUCCUUUUUAUCAAGGCAUGAAUGGUAGGAUUCAAGAGUUGUUUGAUAGAUUAGAACACCUCGCAAAACAAAAGGAUGUGCUUGGCCUGAGAGAAGGUGUUGUUGGGGGGAAGGUUUCUCAAAGAACUCCAACAACUUCCUUGGUGGAUGAAUCUUGUGUGUACGGUAGGGAUGGAGAUAAAGAAAAGCUGAUGAACCUCUUGUUAUCUGAUGAAGCAAGCAACAAGGAUGUAUCUGUCAUCACCAUAGUGGGAAUGGGCGGGGUUGGCAAGACAACCCUCGCUCAGCUCCUUUAUAAUGAUGACAAAGUGAAAGAGCAUUUUAAUCUUAGAACUUGGGCUUAUGUUUCGGAAGAUUUCGAUGUUACUAGGGUAACUAAAACUCUACUUGAGUCAGUCAGUUCAAAAGCUUACGAUAAUAAAGACCUGAGUUUUCUUCAAGUUGAGCUAGGACAACAAAUAAAGGGCAAGAAAUUUUUAUUUGUGUUGGAUGACCUUUGGAAUGAGAACUAUGGUGAUUUGAGUGUCUUGCAACGUCCUUUUGCAUCCGGGGCAAGUGGAAGUUGGGUCAUUGUGACAACACGUAAUGAAAGUGUGGCAGCUUGCAUACGCACCAUUCCGAUUCACUUUUUGGAACAGCUGUCCGAUGAGGAUUGUUGGUUGUUACUUUCAAAACAUGCCUUUGAAAAUGGAAACUCGAGUGCGCGUCUGGACCUAGAAGAAGUUGGUAAGAAAAUUGCUUCUAAGUGCAAUGGUUUACCUUUAGCUUUCACAAUGCAUGAUCUCAUCAAUGACUUAGCUAUGUCUGUGGCUAGGGAAUCCUGUUUGAGAUGGGAAGGGGGUGAAUCACAUGAAGUUUUGAAAAGAGUUCGGCAUUUGUCGUAUGCUAGAGGGGAAUUUGAUUGUGCUGCGAAAUUUGAACCAUUAUAUGAGGUUAAGAAUUUGCGAACCUUCGUACCUCUAAGUUCACACCUAUAUUCGCAUAAUGUAAUUAAUAAAAGGGUUUUACAUGAGUUAGUGCCAAAUUUAACAUGUUUACGGGUGCUAAAAUUGUCAGAAUAUGAUAAUAUUGUUGAGUUACCCAAUUCUAUUGGUAACCUCAUUCAUCUGCGCUACUUGGAUCUCUCUUAUACUGCAAUCAAAAGGUUGCCUGCCACAAGUUGCACUCUCUAUAGUUUACAAACAUUACUAUUGGUAGGUUGUUGGUCUCUUUUUGAAUUGCCUAUAGAUAUGAGAAAAUUGAUUAACUUGAGGCAUCUUGAUUGUAGUGGAACUCAAAUCAAAGAGAUGCCGGUGCAAAUGGGUAGACUAAAAAGUUUGAGAACAUUGACUACUUUUGUUGUGGGGAAAUUUACUGGGUCGACUAUUGGCGAAUUGGGGGAGUUGUCCCAUCUUGGAGGAAAACUUUCAAUUUUGAAGCUUAAUAAUGUGGUUGAUGGUAGGGAUGCCUUGCAAGCUAAUUUGAAGAACAAAAAAGAUCUCAAGGAGUUGGAGUUGGCAUGGGGCUCCAAAGAUGCCGAUCAUUCCGUGAAAGUGAGAGAUGUACUUGAGAACCUCCAACCUUGCAUGAAUUUGGAGAAAUUGACCGUCAAACUUUAUGGCGGGACCAGCUUCCCAAACUGGUUGGGAGACUCUGCCUUCAAUAAAAUAAAAAUUAUGCGCCUCGAAAAUUGUCAUUAUUGUUUUUCGUUGCCGCCGCUUGGACAGCUAUCCGCUCUUAAGGAGCUCUUCAUAUGUGAGAUGAAAUUUCUUAGAACGUUAGGUCCUGAGUUGUAUGGUCAGCCAUUGCAGCCAUUUCAAUCGCUGGAGAGGUUGGAGUUUGAGGAGAUGGCAGAGUGGGAAGAAUGGGUAUCAAGUGGAAGUGUUGGUCCAGACUUUCCUCGUCUCCAGAAGUUAAUUCUAGAAAAGUGUCCGAAACUGAGAGGAAGCUUGCCUUGUGAUCUACCUUGCUUGAAAAAGCUUCGCGUGAAAGGGUGUGGGGUUUUACAAGAUCAAAGGGCCAGUGUUACUACUAGUACUAGUACUAGUCUCAACUACAAUUGUCUUGAAGAAUUGGAAAUAGAAGAUGGAUGCCAAACAGGUCUGUUAUCAUUACUAGAGACAAAGCUCCUGUCCUACCUUCACAUUCAACAUUUUAAUGACAUACAGUGCUUGCCCAACAUCAAUCGUCUUGAAAGUUUGAGUCUCUCGAAUUGUCCAACCCUAUCGUCGUUCCCUGAAGAUGGCCUACCCACUUCGUUGACUUCACUUGACAUAUACAGCUGUAGGAGAUUAGAAUUCCUACCUCAUGAGAUGUUGGCCAACCAAUUAACAUCGCUCAACUUUUUGCGGAUAGAGAAUAGCUGUGAUUCAAUGAGGUCCUUCCCCUUGGGCAUUUUUCCCAAAUUGACGACACUUAUUUUUAGGAAUUGUGAGAAUCUGGAAUCACUUUGCUUGAUUGAAGACGAAGGAGCGGUUGAGAAUCUCAGUCAUCUCAAUGAGUUAAAUAUCAAAGGCUGUCCAAAUUUGGUGUGUUUUCCCCAGGGUGGAUUGCCCACUCCCAACCUGAUGUCACUUGAAGUUGAGAUAUGCGAGAAGUUGAAGUCAUUACCUGAACGCAUUCACACCUUCACAGCCCUUGAAAGAUUGUGGAUAAGGAAUCUUCAAAAUCUGGAGUCAAUUGCAGAAGAUGGGGGUUUGCCUCCCAACCUCCAACAUUUUAGGAUUGAGAAUUGUGAGAGACUGAGGGCUUCAUCUUCAUCAGUGGGAGACUACUGUAAUUGGGGUUUGCAAGCACUUGUCUCCCUUAAAUACCUUAAUAUUAGUGGCAGGGGAAGUGAUGAAAUCUUGGAGACGUUGCUCAAGCAACAGCUGCUCCCUACCACUCUUCACACUCUCAGGAUCUCUUCAUUAUCAACUCUGAAAUCUUUGGAUGGAAAGGGACUUGCACACCUUACUUUUCUUCGAAGUCUAUCUAUUACUGCGUGUAAAAGUUUGGAAUUCCUACCAGGAGAGGCCCUUCAACACCUCACUUCUCUUCAAGAGCUAUAUAUUUCCAGUUGUCCGAUUCUCCAGUUCCUGCCAGAAGAAGGUCUACCGCCAUCUCUUUCUUUUCUGUACAUCUCCAAUUGUUCUGGCCUGGAGAAAAGGUAUCAGAAUAAAAUGGGACAAGAUCAUUGGGACAACAUAUCUCACAUUCCUUGCAUCCGGAUAAAUGAUGAAGUCAUCAUAUGUUGAUAUGACCUCUCUCUCUCUCUCUCACAUAGAGACAAACAAACUCAGGUUAGACUUGAGAAACUUUCCCAUGUUUGGAGGUCAAAGCAACUUGUGUAGGCAACCAUUGUAUAUGGAUUUUUGUUUUUCUACAAACAAAUUGCAGCAAAUAAGGGGAAGGAAAUGUUCUCAAGGUGGAGCUCUAGCAAGAGACCACCAUUUGGACAAUGCGGUAAACAGAUCUCAAUCUAACAUAACAAGCAUCACUGCCCAUUCAUGAUUAGAGUGGGAGGAAUGAAGACCAGAAGGCCGGUGUCCAGAUUUUCCUCAUCUCAAGGACCUGACUUUAGACAAGAGUCUGAAGCUAAGAGGAAGCUUGCCUUCUCAUCUUACUUGCUUGAAAGACUGAGCUUGUCGUCCAGGUGUGGAGUUCUACAUGAUGAAAGGGCCAGUACUACUCGUAACAUGGAAUAAUGUCUUGAAGAAUUAGAAAUAUAUGAUGGAUGACGAGGUCUGUUCUUGUUACUAGAGGCAAAGUUCCUGUUUGUGCUCCUAUUUGAUACGAUGCCAUUUCCAAUUCAAAAACUUUUCAGGUAUGUUAAGAAAGUAUUACACAACUAGACGUUUACGCCUUCUCAUCUGAUUUACUCAUUUGCCAUAGUGGGGAGGAAUGAUGACCAGAAGGCCCGUGUCCAGGCUUUCCUCAUCUCAAGGAGAUGACUUUAGACAAGUGUCUGAAGCUAAGAGGAAGAACGACCCUAUCAUCUUCCAACAAACUCAAGAACACUGCAUGCUAUGAUUUGUUGAAGUUGAAGAUUUCGAGAGAAUGAAAGCUGUAGCAGAAAACAUAGGGCUGAGAUCUCUCCAAGGUGAUUGUGGAGAGGUUUGCCAAUUGACCUUAGUGAAAUAGAAAAAGAAAAAGUUUGGUUUUUGAUAUUUGAAUGUAGGCACCUUUAUAUUCUUAGCACUAGACCGUUCCUCCGAACCAUCCCCACAAACAACCCCCAAAAAAUGAAAAGACCAAUCUCGUAGUUACCAUAAUAUGCCAUUCAUCAGAAAUUUGAGAAUUCACAGGGUCCCUUGAACUCACUUCUCUUCAACAGAUACAUAUUUAUGGCUGUCUGAGUCUCCAAUUCCUGCCACAAGACUUUCUUUUCUGAGCAUCUCCAGUUGUUCUGCCCUGGAGUAAAGGUAUGAGAAUAAUAGGGGAGAAGAUUGGGCUAAGAUAUCUCACAUUCCUUGCAUCUUCAUAGGCCAAGAAGUGAUCAUAUGAGGAUAUGAGCUCGUUAUCGAACAAAGUUUUUGCUUUUCGACAUUUCACUCUCAAGUCAAAGUCAGGCGCAUGCCAUCAAGAGCAUCUUGUUGAGCUGAGGUAUGCACGGGAAGUGAAAGCACUCAAGUAAACAUCCAUAUUAAAAAGCUAUUAGAGAAAGCAGGCUUUUCAAAAUUUGAUCUGUAACAGAGUGGGAGAAAUGAAAUGAAGAUAAGGCUUGUCUGUGUUCUUCUCUGCGCCUUUAACUUCUGAAGUACUCUUAAAUUACUUGCUCAAAAUGGAACAACAGCAAUAGUUCAUUAGCAUUUUCUUUUUCUGUAAAAAAGAAUCUUGCCUUGAAUUGCAAAUUUGAUCUUAUUGGUAUUAAACUUGAUAAAUUCUGAUAAUUCUGUCACUUUGUUUCUCACUGGGGCUGGUGGUUUUGUCUGUCUAGUCUCAAAUGCUGAGUUAUUAGUCAGUCUGCACGAUAACAUGCCUUCUCAUAAACAGUUCUCAUUUGCAGGUUUCUUUCAUGUCACUGCCUGAGGAGAGUUUACUGUUGUAUAUAGAUUUUUGUUUUUCUACAAACAAAUUGUGGCAAACAAAGGGGAAAGAAAUCUUCUCCAGGUGGCGCUCUAGCAACAGACCAGCAUUUGGACAAUGUGGUGAAGACGUCAUUUAUGAUUAGAUAAUCUUUCAAAAUAAAAUUCCUUUCUGUAGGUAAUAACUUGUAAACGUCAUUUAUGAAUUUAAUUUGAGAUGGAUGAAAAUGUAUACACAUACUUGUUGGUUGGAAAUUAGUUUUCAGAAGCUACAUGAGUUGGGGAUCACUAGAGAAAUUAGUUUGUUCAUAUUCUAAGAUGAAUCUAAUGAUCCAAUUCUUAAUGUCUUGAACUUAGGAGUAUCUUAUUGAGCUGAGAUAUGCAUGAAAGUGGAAAGCAAUCGAGUUGAAAUCCUCAUUGUAUAGCUAUUAGACUUGGCUUUUCAAAAUCUGAUGAGGGCCAAAAGUAUGAGAAAACACGUGAAGGUAGAAUGACCUUAUCAUCUUCCAACAAACUCAAGAAAUGCAUGCUCUGAUGAGUUGAAGUUGAAGAUUUUGAGAAAGAAUGAAAGCUGUAGCAGAAAACAUGGGGCUGAGAUCUCUCCAAAGUGAUUGUGGAGAGGUUUGCCAAUUGACCUUAGUGAAAUCAAAAAAGAAAAAUAGUUCAUUUGUGUUUGCGGCCUUCAUUUGAUCUGACCACAUGGAAAAGCUCUCUUUGUGUUGAUGAAGAAUUCUUCAUCUCAAACAAGAUAAGCUGAUGUUACACCCUGGGGGGCACGUCUUCGUUAGGGUUUCUUGCAAGAAAACUUUAUCGGAUGAUUAUGAAGUUGUUGAAAGUUACUUUCUAUGUAAUGCCAUAUGCAGCCAAGUUGUUGAAAGAUUAUAGCUUUGUCUAUGAAUCCUUCAAGGACAGCCAGUUUGAUACUGAUUGUUGUUUCCAACAAAAGCAUUGUCUCUACACAUUAUAGCUUAUUCGUCGAAUGUUACAUAUAUUCAAUGUUUCCAUACAUUUCAAGAAUUUUGACAAGCAAACGGUCAUUGAAGUU
Messenger RNA from Prunus mume (Japanese apricot), 6429 nucleotides. NCBI's taxonomy places the organism in Eukaryota, Viridiplantae, Streptophyta, Magnoliopsida, Rosales, Rosaceae. The record is from RefSeq and is a predicted model, not a curated record.